Molecule: messenger RNA, 2274 nt
Organism: Penicilliopsis zonata CBS 506.65
Lineage: Eukaryota; Fungi; Ascomycota; Eurotiomycetes; Eurotiales; Aspergillaceae
Exons: 2
Coding region: 1-2274 (757 amino acids)
Cellular component (GO): cytoplasm
Molecular function (GO): protein binding
Source: RefSeq, a predicted model, not a curated record
AUGACUGCUGUGGCAUCUCCGCCUAGCGUGCAAUCAGGGCCCCGCCUGGGAUGGUACAGUUCUGGUAACGGAGGACAAGGAGCCCUGUCUUCAAUGAACGACGAGGUGUCACGAAUGUUCAUGCCGCGAAAAAACGUCCAGCGAUCCAAUUCUUCCUCAUCUCUGUCAUCGACCUCGUCCACUUCCUCUUCAUCCACCAUACAAUCGAGCCACCACCAGGAUACUAAUGCAGCGCAAAGUAAUCACGACUGGUCAUUGAAUACAUCGGGAUCAAAGAGAAAGCCUCGGAGCCUCUUGCCUCCAUCAAAGGCGGAGCCGGUAUCCGGAGUGACCACUGCGCGUUCCCAAGCAGUACCUGCCUUGUCCUCCUCCGGGCUCACGGCCUCCUCAACGAUGUCCGCUAUCCACCAAUCACCCUCUAUUGUUCCGUCGCAGCAUCUGCUCCAGUCGUCUCAACAGAAUGGCAUUCGCCAGAGCAACGGCCCGUCUGCAGAGCCCCCGGCCAUCUUAACAUUGCUGCCGAUAAACGCCACUUUUGAUAAGAAACAAAUCAACGUCCCAUAUUAUCCAGACGUCUUGCGCGUCGGACGCCAGACCAACGCCAAGACCAUUCCAACAACCGUUAAUGGCUUCUUUGACUCAAAGGUGCUUUCCCGGCAGCACGCCGAGAUCUGGGCCGACAAGACUGGCAAGAUCUGGAUCAGAGAUGUCAAGUCGUCCAAUGGCACAUUUGUUAAUGGGCAGCGAUUAUCUCCAGAGAGCCGCGAGUCGGAGCCUCAUGAGCUACGCGAAAAUGACACCCUGGAAUUGGGUAUUGACAUCGUGAGCGAGGACCAGAAAACAAUCGUCCACCAUAAAGUAUCCGCGAAAGUUGAGCAUGCGGGGAUCUACGGGACGAGCCCGAAUAUUCUCGACCUGAAUUUCGGAGAUCUAGAUCCGUCCGCUGGCGGUGGUCUUCUCCCGCCCCCCCUUAGCCAGCCUCUGUCGCAUUUUCGUGGGAGGGCGGGGAGCGCGGCGAGCAAUCGGAGUGUGCAGAGCUCUGCCAGCAGCCAAAUCAAUGCCAUGCAUCAACAACGUCAAAUGAACUAUUGGAAUUCCCCCAUCACUAUCGAACAGGUGGUGAAGAGGCUUACGAAUGAAAUGAAACAAGCCAAACAGCAAGCGCAAGACCUUCGUCAAACCGAUGAGUUCUUGACAACGCUGACCAAAUCUGGAGGUCUGGAGAAAGAGAAACCGAAGCACUCGCCAUUGGAAAGCAAUGGUCCUCGUCUGAUGAAUGGGCGGCCGAAGAUGCCUCGUGUCGAUUCCAUGUCCCGGUUCUCCGACCCCCCUGCACCCCCUCCACAACAGCCUCUUCCGGAGAAACCAGAUGCCGCAAUGUCACCGCUGAAGCGAUCCGACACGGAGAAGCCUAAGCUUGGUGCGAAUGGCUCUCCGGUAACUCCGGUCACGCGCGAAUCCAGCCAGAUUCUGUCUCUCAUCGAAGCCUUGUCGUCGGCUAAACGGGAACUGGAUACACAAGGGGCUCGUGUUAAGGAGCUCGAAAACAUGCUGCGUCUCGAACGAUUAGCACGCGAAAAUGCGGAAGAAAGAGCCAGACAACUUGAAGUCCAACCUGAGUCGGAAGGCGAAACGGGAAGCAAAGCGGUGCCCGAGCUUCCGGCAGACAUGGAAAAGGUGAAUGGGGUCCAGGCUCAACCUCACGACGAGACCCUUCAGCCUAACGGGGCUAUCGAGCCUGCUGAGCUGGUUGAACAGCCAAUUGAGCCGAAUGGAGUUGACCUCGUUGCUGAAGCCGAGGCCAAGAAACUGCAAUACCGCCUGGAAACGAUGAUGGAGGAGAUGCAGGAAAUAAAGCAACAAGUUGAAGAGUUCAAGAAACGUGCACAGACGGCGGAGGAGGAAACUAUCCAGGCACGCAAGUCGUUGGCAGAGAUGAUUGAAACCUUGCGACAGGAGCGUGCGCAACGUACGGAGACGGCAUCCAAAGAACUCCCUGCUGGUAGCACCGAGACCGAUGAGGUGGAAUCUGAGCCUUCCCAAACAGUCUCCAGAGACUUGACACAACAACAGAACGGAAACGAUCUAGUUGCGGAUACCGACUAUUCGGUCAAGUUGUCUUCAGACGACAUGGAUGAUGCUAUCACAACACUUGCGACACACAAGCAUACGUUGUUGGAACAAUCCAGCCCGUAUGCAUCGAUGCUGGGCGUUGUCCUUCUGGGAGUAGGCUUGAUGGCCUACCUCAACGGAUGGCAAAAGCUAGACAAAUAA